AUGCCCAAGCCAAGGGUGGUGUAUUGGUUCCGGACAGACCUCCGACUUCACGAUUCUCCCGCCCUCAAGGCCGCGCUGGAUCUGGAGCCAGAUGUCUUGUGGCCGAUAUUCACCUGGGAUCCCUACUAUGUCUACAGAGCGCGGGGAGGCACAAAUCGAUGGCAGUUUCUCCUCGACUGUCAGAAUGACCUCUCCAGCUCCAUCACAAAACUAAACCCCAAGUCCAAGCUCUACGUUCUCCGCGAAGCGCCCCAGACUUUGUUCCCCAAACUCCUCAAGGCCUGGAAAGUCACCCACCUCGUCUUCGAAAAGGACACGGACGCAUAUGCCCGGCAGCGCGACGAGGUCGUCGCCAACGCAGCCAAGGAGGCCGGCGUCAAAGUCAUCACCCGCGCCGGCAGAACGCUCUGGGACAGCGACGAGAUCGUCUCCCACCACAAUGGGAAGCCAACCAUGUCCAUGACGCAGCUUCUCUCCGCCGCCAAGAAGGUCGGCCCCGUGCCCCGGCCCAUCGCCUCGCCCAAGAACCUCCCCGACCCGGGGGACACGCCGCUCGACUUUGAGCACCACGUACCCACCGACGCGCCGGAUGUGAACGCGCAGGCGAGGGACAGGAAGGAAACCGCGUACCGGGGCAUCGCCGGACCCAAGGGCGACUUUGCCAUCGAGACGCUCGAGGAGCUCGGGUUCCCGCCGGCCACGACUCCGUUCAGGGGAGGCGAGAGCAUUGCUCUCAAGAACCUGGCCGACAUUGUCGGCAACAAAAAGUACACAGCCACGUUUGAGAAGCCAAAGACGAGCCCGGCGCAGUUUGAGCCGCCGUCGACGACGCUGCUCUCGCCGUUUCUUCACUUUGGCGCCCUGUCCGUCCGCGAGUUCUACUGGGGCGUGCAACAAGUCGUCGAGGCCCACGGCAAAGGGGCGUCGACCCCUCCGGCGAGCCUGACGGGCCAGCUCAUCUUCCGUGACAUGUACUUUGCUGCGCAGGCGGCCGUCGGGCCCAAGUUCACGCAGACGGCCGGGAACCCGUACUGUCGCUUUAUACCCUGGCAUCUGCCGUCCGAGCGGGACGCGCAGACCGGGCUCGUGACGGACAAGUACACGGUGGACUCGGACGACGCCGAGACGUGGUUCCAGCGCUGGAAGCGAGGCGUUACCGGAUUCCCCUGGAUCGACGCCCUCAUGCGCCAGCUCGUCCACACGGGCUGGAUACACCACCUCGGCCGCCACAGCCUGGCGUGCUUCCUGACCAGGGGAGGGUGCUACGUCGACUGGGAGAGGGGCGCAGAGGUCUUCGAGGUGCACCUGCUGGAUCACGAACCUGCCUGCAAUGCAGGGAAUUGGCAGUGGCUGUCGUGUACGGCCUUUUUCUCUCAGUUCUUCCGGUGCUACAGCCCCGUUUCCUUUGGCCAGAAGUGGGACAGGGACGGGCGUCUGAUUCGCAAAUGGGUCCCGGAGCUCAAGGAUUUGGAUUCAAAGUACAUCUACGAGCCGUGGAAGGCGCCGAUCCGGGAUCAGAAGAAGGCGGGCGUGAGGGUGGUGGGUGACGGCCUGGGCGAGAGGGAGGAGGGGACGUAUCCCAAGCCAAUGUUCGACUUUGGGAAACGGAGGGAGGCCUGCAUCAAUGCCAUGAAGGCGGCGUACGGCGUUGGCUUGUAUGGCGACGACGAGAGGGUCGCGGACGGUUCCUGGAGGGGCCUGUUCGAGGGCCAGGGAGGAGAGAUGAUGGGCAUGGUUGGGAGUGAUGACGGGGAGAACGCGGACCAAGGGGACGAGGACGACGAGGACGUUGGCGACAAGAGGAGGCGGAAGGGGCACGACGGGGACGAUGUCAAGAAGCAAAAGAAGUGA
Metarhizium album ARSEF 1941 is the source of this 1851-nucleotide messenger RNA. Its product is annotated as cryptochrome-2. Gene Ontology annotation, biological process: entrainment of circadian clock by photoperiod; circadian regulation of gene expression. NCBI's taxonomy places the organism in Eukaryota, Fungi, Ascomycota, Sordariomycetes, Hypocreales, Clavicipitaceae. Gene Ontology annotation, molecular function: DNA binding; FAD binding. The record is from RefSeq and is a predicted model, not a curated record. The transcript is spliced from 2 exons. The coding region runs from base 1 to 1851 and encodes 616 amino acids. Gene Ontology annotation, cellular component: nucleus; cytoplasm.